GUUGACCGUUGGCGCUUUGCGAUCCUGCCAUCGCCACCCUCCACCCACCGGCCGCGCGUGCGCGGAAGCGAGGCAGCGAGGUCCACGAGCGACCCGUCCACCCCCCCCCCCCCCCUUCAAUCCGCCCGCCGCCUCCGCCUCGCGUCGCGCAGCGCCCCUCGCCUACUUUUCAGCGAUCGCCCCCGCGCCGUGCCAGUCCACAGUCGCCGCCGUUCCCGCCGCGCAAGCGUCCGUGGACUGGACGUGGAGCGGAUUCCGUGGGGUACUCGGCCACGCCACUGUCACACUCCUCCGCGCGCCCCUCGCUUGAGGAGCUGUCGGUCGGUGCCCCGUCGGCCGAACCCCAUUCUUCACCUCUGCUGACGCCGACACCGCAGCAUGGUCCUGGCAGCGGCAGGCCUGCGCACCGCGUCACCUCGCCUGGCGUCGUCGUCGCCCCGCACGCGCUCGGCCGCCUGACGCUGCCUGGUGCCUGCCUGCCUACCGGGUGCGAGAGGGUGGGAGGGAGGGAGCAGGGGCGCCGGCAUGAGGGACGACGGGGCGGCGGGCUCCGCGGCGGAGCUGCUGUCGCCGCGGCUGCUGGUGUCGCCCUCCAGCCGCGUCCAGGAGCUCGAGAGGUUCUCGCAUUACGUCGCUAGGCAAAUUGGAUUUGACGAUGUCAAUGAAUGCCCCCACCUGUGCACACUAGCUUACGAUUACCUGAGGAAGAAUAAGGGCUAUGAAGACAAUAUUUUUGCAUUCUUCCAAAAUAGCGGGGACCCUGACCCCCUGAUUGUGAAGUUUAUCGAGGAACUCGACAAGUGUAUACUUGGCUACUUCUCCUUCCAUUGGAACUAUGCAACUUACAUAAUUACCCAGGUUCUCACUGUGGAAGGUGUGACCAAAAGAAGGUUCAAGAACAUGGUGUUAGAGGCCACCAGGGAACAGAGAUUUGAGAGGGUGACAAGAAGCUUGAAGGUCACUAGGUUUUUCUCCACACUGGUUGAGGAACUGAAGGCCAUAGGACCAUCUAGCCGUGAUGAUUCGCCACGGAAUGAUGUGAUGGUCCCGGUAGCGCACUGCAACCGCAGCCCGGUUUUACUCCUGAUGGGUGGUGGGAUGGGAGCCGGCAAGAGCACUGUACUUAAAGAUAUCCUCAAGGAAGCAUUUUGGUCUGGAGCAUCAGCGAAUUCAGUGGUGGUGGAGGCAGAUGCAUUCAAGGAAACCGAUGUAAUCUACCGAGCCAUUAGCUCUAGAGGCCAUCACAAUGACAUGCUGCGGACGGCAGAGCUGGUGCACCAGUCAUCAUUGGACGCGGCCUCCUCGCUCCUUGUCACUGCCCUCAACGAAGGCCGGGACGUGAUCAUGGAUGGCACUCUGUCCUGGGAGCCAUUCGUGGAGCAAACAAUUGCCAUGGCCAGGGACGUGCACAGGCAGCGGUACCGCAUGGGACGCGGCUACAAGGUCAGCGAUGAUGGGACGAUAACCGAGGAGUACUGGGAGCCGGUUGAGGCUGAGGAUUCUAGUACUGAAGAGGAGAACGAGGCAACAGGAAGGAAGCCUUACCGGAUCGAGCUCGUGGGUGUGGUCUGCGAUGCCUAUCUAGCAGUUGUCAGGGGAAUCAGGAGAGCUGUAAUCACCGGUAGAGCAGUGAGGGUGAAGUCACAGCUGCAGUCUCACAAGCGAUUUGCUACCGCUUUCAGAAGCUACUGCAGCCUUGUUGACAAUGCAAGGCUCUACAGCACCAACACCUUGGGUUCUGCUAAGUUGAUAGGAUGGAAGGAUGGCGGGAGCAAUUUGCUGGUGGAUCCUGAAGAGAUCGGCUGCUUAGAGAGAGUGAGCAGCUUGAACGAGGAGGCCGACUGCGUCCACGAGCUGUACGCCGACGGCCAACCGACCGGCGGCUCGUCAUCAGUGUGGCAAGACCUGGUCAUGUCGCCGUCGAGGGCACCGACGCAGCGGGAGCUCAAGGCUGCCAUCGAGAAGGGCGAGGCGCGCUUUCAGACCCGCAUUGCUGUAGCCGCUGGCUGACUGGCGUACCAUCCCAAGAAAAAAGAAGUCGCAGUCCAUGUAAACUUGAUUGUGGAGGGAGCCUAUAAUUUUUGGCUUCUUUUCAAACAUCGGAAUUUGACCCUUGAAAAUAAUCAUGCAGUGAUUCCUCCGAACUAGUUAUCCAAACUGAUUUCCAUAUUAAA
Messenger RNA from Setaria italica (foxtail millet), 2174 nucleotides. RefSeq lists its product as uncharacterized. Gene Ontology annotation, molecular function: kinase activity; ATP binding. The transcript is spliced from 8 exons. Bases 526 to 2010 code for a protein of 494 amino acids. The record is from RefSeq and is a predicted model, not a curated record. Lineage: Eukaryota; Viridiplantae; Streptophyta; Magnoliopsida; Poales; Poaceae.